Messenger RNA from Erigeron canadensis, 2523 nucleotides. RefSeq lists its product as uncharacterized. The coding region runs from base 1 to 2523 and encodes 840 amino acids. Lineage: Eukaryota; Viridiplantae; Streptophyta; Magnoliopsida; Asterales; Asteraceae. The record is from RefSeq and is a predicted model, not a curated record. The transcript is spliced from 3 exons.
AUGAAUUGGACGAUUCAAAAAGCAAUAGAUCAAGAUCAUUCGAAUGUCCAAUUGAGAGAAGAUCAUGUUGCGAUUCUCAAUGCUUUUAAUGAGGCAUCCUUGGCCGAAGAGAGAUUUUUAAAGCAAAAAGCCAAGGUUAAAUGGCUGCAAUGUGGAGAUAGUAACACUGCCUAUUUCCAUAGUUGUGUUAAAAGUCGGGUUGCUAGAAAUCGAAUUGAGGCUGUUACGGAUAUGCAUGGAGUUAAACAUGAGGGUGAUGAUGUGCAUAAAACUUUUGUGGAUUUCUAUUCGAAUUUUAUUGGUAAGGAGGGGGUUUCUACACCGUUAGUGAGGGAUAAUUUAUUCACUAAUAAAAUUUCGAAUGAAAAGGCUGAAAACAUGGUGAGAGGUGUUACGGAUGACGAAAUAAGAAAGGCAAUGUUUUCUAUGGGGGAUGAUAAAUCACCGGGUCCUGACGGGUUCAUAGCGGCUUUCUUUAAGGCUGCUUGGGAUAUAAUAGGACUUCAUAUCUGCCGAGCUAUCCAUGAUUUUUUCAGAACGGGGAAGAUCUUGAAGGAAAUUAAUCAUACGGUUAUCACUUUAAUUCCAAAGGUGCGAUCUCCUUCUAGUAUUUCUGAUUUUCUCCCGAUCUCAUUAUGUAAUGUGAUUUAUAAGUGCAUCAGUAAGAUAAUUGCUGAUCGUUUGAAAGAGGGGUUAAAGGAGGUUGUGAGUAUUAAUCAAUCCGCGUUUGUCCCGGAAAGACGAAUUACUGAUAACAUUCUUUUGACACAAGAACUGAUGCAUAAUUAUCAUUUGGAUCGAGGGGUUCCUAGAUGUGCUUUUAAAGUGGAUAUUCAAAAGGCGUAUGAUACGGUUGAUUGGAACUUUCUUAGAGUGGCGCUUGUGGGUUUUGGGCUGAAGACUCGUAUGAUAAAUUGGAUCAUGGAAUGUGACUACUACAUCUUUUUCUCUUUGUAUCAAUGGGUCACUGUUCGGAUUGUUCAAAGGAAAGCGAGGGUUAAGGCAAGGAGAUCCGCUGUCCCCCUAUCUUUUUACGUUAUUAAUGGAGACGAUCUCUUCAUUUUUAUGCAUGGAGAUGUAGACUCGGCUAAUGUGGUUAUGAAAGGUCUAAUGGAAUUUAAGGAGGUUGCGGGUCUUGCUCCAAAUUUGCACAAAAGUACAGCUUACUUUUGUAAUGUUUUGAAUUAUGUGAAGCUAAAUAUCUUGAACAUUUUACCUUUUGAGGAGGGCAGGCUACCUAAGUAUUUGGGGGUCCCUCUAGUUUCGACUAGAUUGGUGUAUAGAGAUUGUAAGGAGCUGAUAGGUCGUGUAGAGAAGCGUAUCCAUGAUUGGAGGAAUAAGUUCCUCUCGUUUGCAGGAAGAUUACAACUUAUCAAGUCCGUUCUAUCAUCUAUGCAAGUUUGUAGAGGUAAAGCAAAAGUAGCUUGGGAGAUUGUAUGUCUUCCGAAGGAGGAAGGAGGGUUAGGGAUUCGACGGCUUGACUUGUUCAAUGUUGCUCUACUGUCUGCCCAUAUUUGGAAUAUUAUCACCUUGAAAGAAUCUCUUUGGGUUUGUUGGAUUCAUAUGUAUAAAUUGAGGGGUCAAAACUUCUGGAAUGUGAAACUAAAGGGGAAUAUGUCAUGGGGAUGGAGGAAGUUGCUACAGAUCAGGUGUCUUAUUCGCAAGUUUUUCUGGUAUAAUAUUGGAAAUGGAUGUACUACCUCGGCCUGGUAUGACAAUUGGUCAAGUAGAAGCCCGUUGAUUGAUCAUUUGACUCCUCGUAUGAUAUCGGCUGCUGGGUUUUCUCUCAAUGAUAGUGUGGCGAUGUUAAUUCAAGAUGGAGCUUGGAAAUGGCCUAGCAAUUGGAAUAAUCAGCUUCAUAAUGUUGAAAUACCCAUCUUGAUGGAUAAUUUUGAUUCAAUUAGCUGGCGGGAUAGAGAUGGUAAUCUGAAAGUUUUUUCUAUUCCAAAUGUUUGGGAAGACAUUCGUACUCGAGAUAUUAGGCUCGCAUGGACUGAUCUUGUAUGGCAUAAGUUUGGUAUUCCCAAACACGCUUUCAUGCUGUUGUUGGUCUUUAAGAGGCGGUUAAAGACCCAAGACAUGCUUCGUUCUUGGGAUUUGAUUCAUAGUUCGCAGGAUGAAGAUAUUGUGUGGCCUCUUUGUGAAUUGGAACCGGAUUCACAUAACCAUUUAUUUUUUGAAUGUUCAUUUUCUGAUCAGGUUUGGAGAGGUGUAUUGGAUGAAGUAAAUAUGGUCCACUCAUCGUCAAGUUGGGACUCGAUUAUUCAGCAAUUCUUGUCAUCCAUCAAAUCGAAGUCUUUCAAGAUGAUUGCUGGUCGAUUAAUCCUUGCAGCUGCGGUGUAUAUGAUUUGGCAAGAACGUAAGUCAAGACUUUUCAAGAAGCAAAAGAAACCCGCAGCCCAGCUAGUGAAAGAGGUAAUUGAAGUCGUGAGGCUUAAGUUGUUGACCUUUCGGUAUAAAAGAAGUGCUAGAAUGGAAGAGGAUCUAGCGUUUUGGAAGAUCCCAAUUUCAAGGAUCCUAUAG